Moesziomyces aphidis is the source of this 639-nucleotide messenger RNA. NCBI's taxonomy places the organism in Eukaryota, Fungi, Basidiomycota, Ustilaginomycetes, Ustilaginales, Ustilaginaceae. The record is from the annotation of a GenBank genome assembly.
AUGGUUCGAAGCUUUCCGAAUAUCGUGAUCACGGGCACGCCCGGAACGGGCAAGUCGACGCACAGCUCUCUGCUCGCCUCCACCUACUCGCCCUCGGGCUCCUCAUCGCAUCCGCUACGCCAGAUCGACGUCGGAGCGGUGGUCAAGGCCGAAGGCUUCUACACGGAGUUUUUGGAAGAGUGGCAGAGCUACGAGGUGAACGAAGACCAGCUUUUGGAUCACCUCGAACCGCUUACCGGGACGAAAGCACCCGAGCCCACGGAAUCGGAAGACUACGACGAGAUGGAAACGAACCAAGCCAAGCAGCAGAGCGAAGAGGAUGAAGAGAGGGGCGGGUUGGUGCUGGACUGGCACACGUGCGAUGUGUGGCCCGAGAGAUGGGUCGACAUCGUCGUGGUGCUGCGCUGCGACCAUACGGUGCUCUGGGACCGACUCGAAAAGAGGGGUUAUCCACUCAACAAGAUCCAGGAGAACAAUCAGGCCGAGAUUAUGGGUGUGGUCGCCGACGACGCUCGCAACUCGUACCCGGCCGAGGCGGUGGUCGAACUCACAAGCCAGGAGUCGGGCGACGUAGAGGAAAACGUAGACCGAAUCAUCGCGUGGAUCAAUGCCUGGAGACAGGCGCGCGGCCUCGAGUAA